AUGGGAGCUGUUGAGCAGGUUGCUAAUCUUGCUUCUAUGCCAUUUGAUUCUACUAGGAAACGGAAGUCGCGAGAAAGUGCCAAGGUAGCUGAGACUCUGAGGAAAUGGAGAGAGUACAAUGAGCAGACCGGGUCUGUUUCUUGCGACGAUGGUGAUGGUACUAAGCCGAUUCGAAAAGCUCCUGCGAAAGGUUCGAGGAAGGGUUGUAUGAGAGGUAAAGGAGGACCUGAAAAUGGGAAUUGUAACUACAGAGGAGUUAGACAGAGAACAUGGGGUAAAUGGGUCGCUGAGAUACGUGAGCCAGGUCGUGGUAGUAGGUUAUGGCUGGGUACUUUCCCUAGUGCUUAUGAUGCUGCAUUGGCUUAUGACGAGGCUGCAAAAGCUAUUCACGGUCAAUCUGCCCGGCUCAAUCUUCCUGACAUCACGAAUGGCACUUCUUCGACUGCUGCCACCGUGUCUGGCUCGGUUACUAACUUUUCAGAUGAAUCUGAAGUUUGUGCACUUGAGGAUGCAAAUGUGAGAACUGGGUUUGCUAAGGUGAAACUAGAGGAUUGUAGCGAUGAAUAUGUUCCCUUAAAUAGUUCUCAGUGUAUUAAAGAGGAGGUGGAAGUAAAAGAGGAAGCGAGGGAAAUUAACUCAGCUGAUGCUUUUGGAAUUGGACUGGACCCGAAAAAGGAGACGUUAGAUGAGUGGGUAGUGGGAAAUGGCAUUGAACAAGAACCAUGGGACUUAGGUAUGGAUGAAGUGUUUGAUGUUGAUGAGCUGUUAGGUAUAUUAGGCGAGAACAAUGUGAUUCGUCAAGAGACAUCGCAGGAUCAAGUUAAUAGACCGUCAAAUUUCACAUACCAGAUGCAGUUUCCAGAUGCUAAAUUACUCGGGAGUCUCAAUCACAUGGAGACUGCUAAUCCUGGAGUCGAUUGUGGAUAUCCUAUCAUGCAGCCGAGCGAAAUAGAGAGCAGUGCUAUGGAUUUAGACCGUCCCAGGUUCCAGGAUGUUGACAUACGGGACAUAGAUUUUGCAGAAGGGGAAAAAGAUGUUCAUGGCGCAAUAUAA
This is a messenger RNA of Arabis nemorensis, 1053 nucleotides long. The record is from the annotation of a GenBank genome assembly. NCBI's taxonomy places the organism in Eukaryota, Viridiplantae, Streptophyta, Magnoliopsida, Brassicales, Brassicaceae.